Messenger RNA from Closterium sp. Yama58-4, 2502 nucleotides. The record is from the annotation of a GenBank genome assembly. NCBI's taxonomy places the organism in Eukaryota, Viridiplantae, Streptophyta, Zygnematophyceae, Desmidiales, Closteriaceae.
AUGCGGCUAGCUCUGCUUCUACCUCUGGCUCUCCUGUGCAUAUCCGCGUUGCACGGCGCAUCUGCCGGAAGAAGUACGAAAAAGACUCCUAAAUCGCCGCCCCCGGCCACGCCGCCCCCGCCGUCACCGCCGCCCCCGUCGCCUCCCCCACCGCCUGACUGCUCAUUCGCAAACUCCCUUUCGGACUUCGUGCUCUCCGGCGACGCGCUCAGCGCGACCUACAAGGAGUGCCCCGCCGUCACUCUCACCUCCGACGCCGCGCUGCUGGCGGGCGGCGCGCUCAACCCCUCCGCCAUCGUCCUCACCGACCGCGCCUCUUCCGCCGGCAGCUGCGCGCCGCUGGAGUUUUCCGCGUCGUUCGCAUUCGCGGUGGCGUCCGCAAAGAACGGCGUAGCGAAGGCGGGGCAAGGCCUGACGUUCUUCGUGACGGCGGACGCGGCGUGGGAGGCGGGCGACGACAGCGGGUUCCUCGGGUGGGGCGGGACGGGCGACGUGCCGAGCUUCGCGGUGGAGUUCGACACGUUUAAGGACCAAUGGGACAAGGCCACGCCGCACAUCGGAUUCAACCUAAACGCGUCCGUCCGAUCUGUGUCCGUUAGCAAGGCAGCCAUUCCCUCGCUCAAGGACGCAAAAAUCAAAUACGUCUGGAUCGACUACAACUCCACCACGAAGCAACUCUCCGUAUUCCUCAACACCGCCAAGAGCCGCCCCGCUAAGAACACGUUCGUUACAAGCUUCGACCCGUGCGCACUCUUUCCGGGCCCGCCAAACGACCCCACCGGCAGCACGGCGCUAUACAUGGGGUUCAGCGCGAGCACGGGCGCAAAGUAUUACUCCGCGCACACGCUCCUCGGCUUCGACGUCACCGCUUCCGCCGCCCCCGCGCAGACCGGGGGCGGAGGCGGGGGAGCGGGCGGUGAUGGCGGAGCGGGCGGCGAAGGCGGAAGCGGGGGAGCUGGGUCCGGUGAUCCUAACGGCGGAGGUGGUGGCGCUAGUGGCGGCGGGAAUGGUACUGAGGGGGGAGGAGGUGGCGUAAGUGGCGGCGGGAAUGUUACUGGCGGUGGUGGCGGUGGCGCUAGUGGCGGCGGGAAUGUUACUGGCGGGGGAGGAGGGGGAGCGGGGGGGCCAUCCGGCGAUCCGACGGCCCCGCCGAGCUACUUCCCCACGCGCAUCGGCGACCGGUCCCUGGGAGGGCUGCCUGUGCCGCGCAACGACUCGAAGCCGAUGCUGAACAAGUGGUUCCACUACGCGUCCGUGUCGCUGAAGAUCGAGAAGAGCAACAACACGGCAAGCUGGGCGCUCAAGGAGCACAGCAACGUCGACUGGCGCGCCAACCUGUCGGCCGUUGUGGAUCAGGACUCGCCCAGCCUCUGCAGUUCCUGCUGGGCGUUCGCAGCAGCGUCGGCGAUCGACGGCGCGUUACUGGGUUACCGCAUCCAGCCGCCGCAGCGCGUGUCGGUGCAGCAGAUGCUGACGUGCGGAAUUGACGACUGCGACGGCGGGUACACGACGGACGCGUUCGAAUACGCCAUCGCGAAUCCGCUAGUGUCCAAUGCGGUGUACCCGUACAUGGCGAAUGACAGCACCACGUGUAACAAGAGCAUUAUCCAGACAAAUCCAGGAGUGGCGAUGGUGAGGUUCUACGAGAAGGCGAAUCUGCUGGGUCCCGUGGGGCUCAUGCUGGCACUGCAGUUCCAACCCGUGGUCGUGCACGUGGAGGCCGACCAGGACUGCUUUUUGAACUAUAAUGGGACGAGCAUACUGACGGAUAAGACGUGCUUUGCCAACCGUAUGGUGAAUCACGUGGUGGUGCUGGUGGGGUAUCACCUGGAGGGACCUGGGCUGCCAGGCAGCUACUUCAUUCUGCGCAACAGCUGGGGCACCACGUGGGGCGACAACGGGCACAUGAGGAUUGGGUUUGACCGCUCGCCGUUUGGAUACUGCGGCAUGUGGAGUGAACCGGGCUACUACCCCAUGCUGCCUGCCGUCCCCGGCAAGUGGUGUGCCGGCUUCCCCUGCGGCGCAGGCAAGUGCUCGGACCCGCCGCUGCCGCCGAAGCCAGGGGAGAAGCCGAAGCAGUACUACUCGUGUGACUGCACCAACGAGCCGUUCCUCAUCCCGGCUGUUAACGUCGACGGCACCGACACCUGUAUCGUCAAAACGGUGUGUAUGCUGCAGCUGCAGAACCCCUGUGGGGCCGGCACGUGUAUGGACGAUGGUUUGGGCGGCUACAACUGCACGUGCCCUGCCAACUACACCUCCACUGCUCGCCCCGACGGCAUGGCCACCUGCAUUCCGCCGCCCAUCGCAUCGACCACAUACACCAUCCAAGCGGGAGACACAUGCGACACCAUCUGUGCUGCCAACAACAUCACCACCACUGACUUCCAGACCAUGAACCCGACCAUUGAUUGCAGCAGCAACCUCACGGCAGGAGUGACGGUCAACGUGACAUCAGCAUCGGCUGUCAAAAUGUGCAUCAACUAUUACACCACACAGCCG